Messenger RNA from Cadophora gregata, 315 nucleotides. RefSeq lists its product as uncharacterized. The transcript is spliced from 2 exons. Bases 1 to 315 code for a protein of 104 amino acids. The record is from RefSeq and is a predicted model, not a curated record. Lineage: Eukaryota; Fungi; Ascomycota; Leotiomycetes; Helotiales; Ploettnerulaceae.
AUGUACACCUUCCAAUCCUUCCUCAGCCUCCUCCUCCUCGCCGGCUCUGCCCUGGCUGCACCGAUGUCCACCGAGGCCGUGCAGGAGAAUGCAUGGAAAUACGGUACUGGUGGGGGAAUCAUCGGGUUCAUUGUGCUGAUUUUGGAUAUUAUGGUGUUCCUUGAGGUCCUCAAGUCCAACCGCGAAGUCCUCCCCAAGUUGCUUUGGUGUGUUUUGGUUUUUGUCUUCCCUAUUGGAGGGUUGAUUAUCUAUUAUCUUUUCUCGAACCGUGCUGCGCAUAAUUCUAGCAGUGGGUAUGAGACUUUGCCGCAGUAG